Messenger RNA from Paramuricea clavata, 738 nucleotides. The record is from the annotation of a GenBank genome assembly. Lineage: Eukaryota; Metazoa; Cnidaria; Anthozoa; Malacalcyonacea; Plexauridae.
AUGCAUGCAUGGUGCACGCAUGCCACAAUUCUGAUUACGUCAUGUUGUGGACCACGCUUAAAGAAGUUGUUUUACGUUAUAUUCUGUUGUAUUAACUUGCCGUUUGCAACGAAAUCAUGCCUCCCAAGCGAGCUUUUCGACAGCCAAAAACUGAAGAAGAAGCUAAUCUGGAAAAUUCCAUUCCUCCUUCGGACACAGUAUAACACAAAAUGGGCGUGUAAGAUAUUCCGAGAGUGGCAAUAUGCUAGGGCAAAUAAGGAUGCGAAGUUAGAAGCAACGGAAUUUCUAGUCAAUGUGGAGCAAGUUCAAAGCUUGGAGACGUCUAUGGAAACCAUGACCUGUUGGUCGUUAAAUGUUUGGUUAACUAAGUUCGUCGAAGAGGUAUGUAAAGCAAGUGGAGAGCGUUACCCGCCUCAAACGCUGUACAGUAUAUGUGCUGGAUUACAACGCCACUUGGAAGACGUUAAUGGCGGUGAUGCAAUACAACUUUUAAGCAAGAACGAAAUGAGGUAUUUUGUAGUAUUUUGUUGUAGAGUUUUGCGGUAAUUGCACACCACAUUGCCACUUUUCGCACAUAAAUAGGCUAAGCAAUUUUUUAACUGCUUUAGACUACACAUGUUUCGACGGGCAUUAGACUCUGGAAUGAAACAGGCCAGUGCUGAUGGUCUAACAAAUAUGACGAAGAAACCUGAUAAAGAAGGGGAUAACAGAAGAAGAGGAAAAUACUUUUUGGGAUAA